Closterium sp. NIES-67 is the source of this 2028-nucleotide messenger RNA. The record is from the annotation of a GenBank genome assembly. Lineage: Eukaryota; Viridiplantae; Streptophyta; Zygnematophyceae; Desmidiales; Closteriaceae.
ACCUUUUCCCUCGGGAUUUUUGCAAGUUCUCUAGCUGUGCAACCAUUUGUGGCUCUCACCCAGGCUUCAGUUCUGCUGCUAGAACCAUACUGUAGUUGGCUUCCUGCUGCUCUUCUUUCGCUAAGCAGCGCGACUCCAACCAAAUACCAGUCGCGAGCACCAGAAGCAUGGCUCCAGCAGCAGGAAUCGCGUGCUCGCACGCCGCAUCUCUACGGCUGGGCUCUCCUACAGCCGCCUCCUCGCCUUUCUUUACCGGCGAGCCUCGCCUCAAUGCGCGCAUCGCGUCACGUAAAAGCCGAGGCAAUGGCGUAGCUAGGAAGGGUCGUCUGGUGGCCAGAGCUGCCAACGAUAGGAAUGGGCAGGACGGCAGCAACAAGGACGUGGCGGGAGCGGGGCUGACGUGGGUGAGUCCCGAUUGGUUGACGUCCCUGUUCGCGUCGCUGCGCGGCCCCGACGACUCGGGCAUCCCUGUAGCGGACGCGAAGCUGGACGACGUGAAGGACCUGCUGGGCGGCGCGCUCUUCCUGCCGCUCUUCAAGUGGAUGCUCGAAUCCGGGCCCGUCUAUCGGCUGGCGGCAGGGCCGCGCAACUUCGUGAUAAUCGGCGAGCCGGAGGCGGCGAAGCACGUGCUGCGGGGGUACGGCGCGACGUACGCCAAGGGGCUGGUGGCGGAGGUGGCGGAGUUCCUCUUCGGCUCGGGCUUCGCCAUCGCCGAGGGCGACCUCUGGACCGCUCGGCGGCGCGCGGUGGGGCCGUCGCUGCAUCGGAAGUACCUGGAGACCAUGGUGGCGACGGUGUUCGCCACGAGCACGGCGCACCUGGUGGACAAGCUGCGGAGGGGCGCGGGGGGGAGCGACGGGGUGAACAUGGAGGCGAUGUUUUCGCAGCUGACGCUGGACGUGAUCGGGCUGGCCGUGUUCAACUUCCAGUUCGACUCGCUCUCCACCGACUCCCCGCUCAUCCAAGCCGUCUACACCGCGCUCAAGGAGACCGAGUCCCGCUCCACCGACAUCCUCCCCUACUGGCAGGUGCCUGUGCUGUGCGCCAUCGACCCGCGGCAGCGCAAGGCGGCGGAGGCGGUGGCGGUGAUCCGCGAGACGGUGGAGCGGCUGGUGGCGCAGUGCAAGCAGAUGGUGGAGGCGGAGGGCGAGCGACGGGGCGACGACGAGGAGUACGUCAACGAGAGCGACCCCAGCAUCCUGCGCUUCCUGCUCGCCAGCCGCGAAGAGGUGUCAUCCGUGCAGCUGCGCGACGACCUGCUGUCCAUGCUGGUGGCGGGCCACGAGACCACCGGCUCCGUGCUCACAUGGACCGUCUACCUCCUCGCCCAGAACCCGGAGAAGAUGGCCAAGGCCCAGGAGGAGGCGGAGCGCGUGCUGGCGGGGAAGAGCCACCCGAGCCUGGCAGACACCCGGGAGCUCAAGUACCUCACGCGCUGCAUCAACGAGUCCAUGCGCCUCUACCCCCACCCCCCGAUUCUCAUCCGGCGGGCGCGGGUGAGGGACGUGCUGCCGGGGGGGUACAAGCUGGAGCCGGGGCAAGAUGUCAUGAUCUCGGUCUACAACAUCCACCACUCGCCACAGGUGUGGGAGCAGGCAGAGGAGUUCAUUCCCGAGCGCUUUGACCUCGAUGGGCCGGUGCCCAAUGAGGUCAACACGGACUACAGGUACAUCCCCUUCAGUGGCGGGCCGCGCAAGUGCAUUGGCGACCAGUUUGCGAUGCUGGAGGCCAUCUGCGCGCUGUCGGUGCUCAUCCGCGAGUUUGACUUCGCACUUGUGCCCAACCAGGACAUCAGCAUGACCACCGGCGCCACCAUCCACACCAAGAAUGGACUCUACAUGACUGUCAAGGAGAGAGCACCGGCACGAGCUGAAGCAGAUGCUGCAGUUGUGGCAUGAAUAGACAGCACAAAUAAGCGAAAUAAUGCUUGGCACACAAAAUAUUGUCAAUUGAAACAAACAAAUAUGUGCCAACUCUUUGUGUCAUCCAUGUACUUUUUUGUACCCAAAUGUAAUGUGGAUUGCCCAA